UGCAUGCCCAAAUCUCUCUCUCACAUACACUCGCAGCUUUUCUACUUCUGUAUGAAGUUCUGAAGCUUAAAUUAGGGUUGAUAUCAAAACAAUUUUUUCCCAUCUUUCUGUACAAAGAUCCCAAUCAGAUUUAUUGAUCAUCUUAUGGAUAUCAACCAUCAAAAAUUCACAAAUCCCACUUGGGACCCUAAUAUGGUAAUGGAAGAUCACCAUUUUCGUCACGAUCAUCAACUCCCUUUUGAUCAUACAAUCUGUACAAAUUAUCCUCUCCAAAAUCACUGCACAUCAUCAACUCUAUUACAAGCUCCAAAUAUAUUUAGCAAUCCUAUGAGGAAUCUUGAGAAGCAAGAGGAAGAAAAAGAACCUGAGGAAGAAUUAGGAGCCAUGAAAGAAAUGAUGUUCAAGAUUGCUGCAAUGCAACCAGUAGAGAUUGAUCCGGCCGCUAUUCGGAAGCCUAAAAGGAAAAAUGUCCGUAUAAGCGACGACCCUCAAAGCGUGGCAGCAAGGCACAGACGAGAGAAAAUAAGCGAAAAAAUGCAGAUUCUGCAAAGACUUGUGCCCGGAGGUACAAAGAUGGACACUGCAUCUAUGCUAGAUGAAGCCAUUUGCUAUGUCAAGUUCUUAAAAAGACAAAUUCGACUGCUCCAAACCCCCACUUCAACAGAAGAUUGGCUGGCAGUAACAAUGGGUAAAGCUCCAGGCUCCGCCACCACCUCCAACGCCGCCAUAGCCCGAACCUCAUACACAUUUGGAGGUAAUGGGUUUGAGGGAUCUCAUAAUUUACAUUGAGUUCUAAUGGCUGAAUUAGUUUGAUUGUUAUGCUGUUAUUUAAUGAUUCUAGUAUAAACUAAAAAAAAUGUAUAUA
This is a messenger RNA of Olea europaea var. sylvestris, 865 nucleotides long. RefSeq names its product transcription factor HEC3-like. The record is from RefSeq and is a predicted model, not a curated record. The transcript has a single exon. Gene Ontology annotation, biological process: regulation of DNA-templated transcription. NCBI's taxonomy places the organism in Eukaryota, Viridiplantae, Streptophyta, Magnoliopsida, Lamiales, Oleaceae. Gene Ontology annotation, molecular function: protein dimerization activity; DNA-binding transcription factor activity. Bases 145 to 789 code for a protein of 214 amino acids.